CUUAUCAACACCCCCAGUGGGAGUCGAGUGGGUAACGUGCCAUGCUGCACUGUCACGGUUCGACUCCCGCUGGCGGUGUUGAUAAAACCGAAGCGAGGUCGAAACCGCAGUCCACUUCAGCCUGAAGAAGAACACCAUUUAGGAAAACAAGGUUACGCGAAAUUAAAUGGUAGCGUCAGCUUAACUCAGAUCAUUGCUUCGGGCCUUUCCAAUCUGGUGGCGCGACAGCUCUCCCUUGGUCAUUCUGUUCCCCCUGAAGCUUUGGUGUUUAUACUAGCCACAGUCGGAGCCAUGCUGACUGAAGUUACUUCGAAUGUCGCCACUACCUCUAUUCUUUUGCCGAUUGUCUUCAGCAUGGUAGGCGGUUUGCAAAAAUGUGUGGCUGUUAGAGGUUUGCCAGUAUAG
This is a messenger RNA of Protopolystoma xenopodis, 405 nucleotides long. The record is from the annotation of a GenBank genome assembly. NCBI's taxonomy places the organism in Eukaryota, Metazoa, Platyhelminthes, Monogenea, Polystomatidea, Polystomatidae.